AUCGCACAGGGAGGUGUAAAAAAGUUUGAUUAUCCAAAGUACGUGUGGUCUCCCUCCGGUGGAUGGUGGUGUAAUCCGCGUAAUUGGAAGAGGAACACAGCAAUAGCAUUUGGUGUUAUUUUUGCACUGUGUGUACCGGUUCAUAUUAUCAGCUGGUCUUUAGAGGUAAAGUGCAUAUAGUUUAAGAGAACCGUUGAAUGUAGACAAUUUCCCAGUGAUGCAUAUUAUUGAAACUCCAAGUUGCAUUGAAGUAUAGACCUCUAAUUUGGCUUGUAUGUUUUGUUUCCCAAAUAGAGUUUUUCUGUAUCUUCUGUUUUUUACAGGCCUUUGCUUUUCCGAAGCAUGUGUAAUUAGCAUAUUUUUUGAGAGAACUCGUUAAUGCAAAAAAAGUGCAACGUGCAUGUGUCAAACCUUUCCCUGAUCCAAACAAGAGACUAUGGUUCCAUCGUUUCUGAGCUUUAUUAGCAAUGUACUGCUAUUUAUAGCCGGGGGGGGCACUCAAGGGAAGUCUAGGUAGAGGUGUGCCACCCAGGCCUUCAAAUCCCAACCCUGUUUAAGACAAAAAUGGCUCAUUUCACUACCCUGUUUAAGACAGGAGACGCUACUUUCUGACCCUAAUUUGUUUUGUUUUGCUUACAGAAUUAAGUAAUUUUUUACACUAAAAUCGUGGAAAGAGAUUUUUAGGAAAAAAAUUAUUGGUAUUACAAAAUGUAGACCACUCAUUGCAAGUCUUUACACUCUUUGAAAGGCUUCCAGUCUGCAGUCCAAAAAGACACCCUGUUUAAGACGCUCAAUAGUGAAAUAGUAUACCCUGUUUAAGACUCAACACCGUGAAAACCAUACCCUGUUCAGCAGCACAUACCCAUAUAGGCCAAAUAAGGAGUGCCCCCCUCCCCCCCGCGUAUUUAUGUCACGAUAUCUACAGUUUCCACGUCAAUACGAUGGCAAUCAGGGAUUUAUACAUGUCAAUGCAAGUGUGUGGAAUAUGCGGGCUGUAAAUCCCUAAUAUUUCUGAUUUUUAACUUGGGAGAUGCUCAAAAGACUUAGGAAUGUUGUUGAACGAAUUGGGCAUGACAUAGAGAUGCGAGUACAAAAUUGUUGGCUUCCACGUCACCGAGAACAUUGAACUCGCCCCUUCAGACUUAGUAUCUUUGAGUGAGUACUUAUGAUGUUCAUUUGGUUGCAUCAAUAUUUAACUUUGAGCACAGGAAAAAAUAACAGAUUUCCAUUUUUGGAUAUUUUAGGGUAUUUAAAGAAUACCCACAAAAAUACCAAAUUUGGAAAAGUGAGACAAGUCUCAGGCAGGGAACUUGGUUGGGAAUUCCCUGGUUGGGACUUGUCUCACUUUGCCAAAUUUGGGAUUUUUAUGGGUAUUCUUUAAAUACCCUAAAAUAUCCAAAAAUGGGAAUCCGUCUUUUUUUCCAAUGGAGCAGCCUUGGUCAAAUUUUUGGUGUAUCUGCAAGCCCAGUGUGUGAAAACCUGUCCACUACAUGUAUACUGCCUAUUAUGUAUGAGCACUAUAUACAACGCUAUGGGCAUGACUGAUGCAUUUUCUGUUCACAUAAAUUGGCCAUUACGAAGAGCACAACAGUUGUUUUGUAGAAGAGAUCGAGGAUUCCACUUUUUGAAUUUUGAUACUGUUGUCGAUAAUCAAGGUUAUUUCCAGUUUGUUGCAGGUGGCUAUCUUUUGCAUGAUUACCAAAUGUAGAGUUCAGAAAACAACUUCACAUACCGCGCAACAUGAUUUGUGUCUCUUAGUGGAUGGAGGAUAUUCGGCAAUUUAUCCUCUGCUUACGAGGCUGCUGCCAAAUGGGAGCCCGGGAGCCUGAGGCUCCUACUAUUUACCCUCAGGCAACCAAAAUUUCAAGCUGGGAGCUUGAACGGGCACCUUAAACUUAUGAUUGUCAGACUAACUUCCAGUGAACAAACAACAAAAUUCGCUGCUCAUUCUGCGCUUUUGAAAUGGCAAUGGAAAAUGUUUGAUCGUCAGCCACAUGCAAAAUAAUACUUCUGCCAAUAGAAGGUACACAAACAGCACUAUGUCUGGAAAUUCACUUCUGUGACUUCCGCUGCAGAGCAGUUGAAGUUUCUCAUCUGAAAAUGGUGUUGAAUGAAUUUAAUAGUCUUAGAAAAACCUUUUAUAAUAAAAUCAUGACUUUUCCUUCAGCGAUAGAAACGUUAGGUUGCUACUGCAUGCAGUAAAAACUGAUAAAAUUAAGGCGCGAUCCAUGGAAAAGCAAGCUGGUUUCAAAUUACACAUGACAUUGGCUUGCUAUUAUUAAAAUAUUGCAAGUUUAUAGCGUUUUUGAGCUUGGUACGGACAUGAACGGUACACUCGGAGGUUUCUUUUACCAUUUAUUCAGCGUUAUCUACGCCUCCCUAUUUUUUGCUGUAACUUUUGAAAGGCUGGCAAAAAUAUUCCAGACAUUGAAAAUGAUUCACAGCGGCUAUUCAAGAUCAUGUUUCAAUCUCUUGUUAUUUACGGCGUUAUACAAACCUUCACAAAUAUAAAAACAGUUGUGAUAGUUCAAAAGAUAGACUUGAUACAAAAAUACUGAGUCGAUUUUCCAAACUUCUAGAUAAUAACCUUUCGCUGCUCUUUUUUUAUCACCUAAAAACUUAAACUUAAUUUUGCUUAAAUUGUACACGCAAGUGCUGUUGGUCGGUGCGUUCGCUCUCUGCAAAUGGUUGCUGUUGUGUUUCUCGAAAUCCUUUCGAGAGGUGAAUAUAAAAGAUGCUGGUUUCUCGAAACUCGAUUCGUUCAAGGCUUGAGUUCCUGGUUUUUUUUUGUCACGCAUCGCUCCUUAAACCUUCCCAACUUAUCUAGGAAGAUCGAAGGGCCUCUGCUCGCCGGGUAUAAAUUGAUAAACAUUAACUUCUCCAAAGAUAGAUCUUUCCAGUAAUACCUGGUUUUGGAUAUGCUGACCAAUCCUGUCAGAGUUACACUCACAAAAAAGGUAACAUUUUGGGGAAAAAUCCACUGCCAAUCAGGCGCUGUUUACAUACUACUCUUUGAAGAUUAAAUUUGCCCCUUUCCUUAAAAGUUAGCCACCCACAAUUCCAUGCAAAAAAGGACGAUAAAGUGGGCAAGAAAAAACUCCUAGUAAGCAAGAAAGGCAAAGGAAAAAAGAGAGUGAGAGAGAAAGAUCGAAGUAGAUUCGCAAAAAAGUGGUUUAAUUAUGUCAGAUUAGUCGAAAAAUAUGCCUUGUUUCUUGCAAAACCUAUUUUUAGCCAUUCUUAUGCUAAUUCAUAGAAAACUAGUCCAAAGAAGAGGAAUUGGUGAAAAAUGCGGUUUUUUUCGCUAUUCGCUGGCCGUCACCAAAGGGUUAAUAAAGUUACUGAUCUUUUUUGAUUGGGCUCCUAGAAAUGUAUCUCGGGCUCCUAACUUUUUAUUUUAGGAGCCCGAAGGGCUCCCAAAAUAUUGUCUCUGGCAGCAGCCUUGUGCUUGCAGCAUUUUGGAGAAGGAGAGGAUUACUAUCUGAGACCCUUGCAAAGAUGUGUAAAAUAUGGAGAGAUUACCCGAGCAAGAAUAUGUAUAAAAAAGCAAAUUGGAGUUCUUCCAGCAUGCUGAAGCAUCCCUGGCCGAUCUGGGAGAUUUCGAAAUCGACAGUAUUUUUUAACUGUAGUAGUUAAGGUUGUGAGAGCAUUUGUAAAUAGAAGAGAAAGGCUGAUAGAGACUAUCAGAGGGAUUUUUUAAAUUUUGGUGCUCAGUCGAUCUAGCCAGCUUAAAAGUUAAUUCCACAAGCGCCUAUGCCAGAAGUAUCUGACCAUCAAUAAAACCCAGAACUUGGAACAUUCCGGAACAUCCCAGAACGUGAAAAAAUCAAAGUGAUUUAUAAUAGAAAAAAUAAAUAACAACAUAACAUAAUAUAACAAGGAAAAAGAAACUGGUAUCAUCUCUGAAUAUGAGAAAACAAUAUUUUUUCACAAUUAAUUUGUUAGGCGAAUUAAAUUCAAAAUAUAUUAAAAAGGUUGCAAGGCAAUGCGAGGAGGGGCGUUUUCAAGCCGAUGGUCUGAAAUGUCGGUAAGUAUCUCAUGUCAAAACAAGUCGGCAAGUACUUCAUGUCAAGCCAACAUUAGUUGCGGUUACACACACCUCCUGCCGGAGGUUUCCCAAGGGGUAAUUGGCUUGGCUCAGGAUCGGCUUGGGUUGUGGUUGCAUUAUAUUUUCUGGCUACACUGCAAGUAAUUACCUGAGGUCAACUAUUGACUUGUCAGAUUUGUAAUUAAGCUUCGUACUUCAAUUUUUUCCCAGCUUGAGCAUUUACUUCUCUGACUUCUGUCACUUUUCUUAGACGAUUCGGCUUGAGAAAUGCUGGUCGGACUACAUGAAUGCAAAGCCACCUUUGGAACGUACUGAUUGCUACUUGCGUAGUAGGGAUAUUGAGCAUAUGCUGCCGGUAGAUUCUGGGAAUUUUCUUGGUCCCGAUUUCUGUAAGGGAACUUGAGUCUCUUUCAAAAUUACAAAGGGUUCAGUAUUAUUUUUCUAUUGGAAAAACAAAACAUACGAGCUGAAGAGGUUUAUGAAAGACUUCUACUUAUUUUUUAAUUACAAUGAGUGUAGAACGGGUGGCGAAUGGUAAAAUCCGCGACUCGCCGAGACGCCGAGACCCUAGUUAGAAAUCCGAACCCGAGACUCUUUGGUAAAAAGUUUCGAGACUCAAAAAAGUAAAAACAAACCAUGCAAAAACGAGACUUCGAGACUUACCAAAAACGCUUCCGAGAUUUCGAGAUCCUGCCAAAAUUUUCCGAGACCCACGUUUUUCGACGUACCAUUCGCCAUCCCUUGUAGAGCAACAACCAGGGAUGCACAACUUGGAUCACACUGCCCUGUUACCUGCCUUUCCCUUUUCCAAUGUUGUUUUGUUGUUUUUCGGUGUAAUUGCCUAAUUUCAAGACCAAUAUAGUAAGGGAGAGGGAAAAGGAGGUCAAGAACAAUUGUCAGCAUUAUUCCUUCAAUUGACUUAAGUUCUAAUAUCGUGAAUUAUCCCUGUUUGUGAAACUCAUUGUUGGCUGUCAUGUGAUUUAGUCUUCAAUGAUAAACCACAUGGAUUAAAGUGGAUAAUUGUGGUGGGAAAAAUAACUUACUGGUUGACCGUCAUAUAAAAAUGAAGUCAGUCUGACUAUUUAAAUUCUGUUGCUUAAACUUUGCCACAUAUGAUAACUUUCAGCAUUAUGAAAAAUUAAAAAACUAGACUAUACUCUCAAACAUACAGUCCAUGUGGUUAACCAUCAUAAAGAGAUCAUGUGACAGUCUGUGCUGAUUUCUUCUUUUAAAAAUUUGUUGAUUACAAAAUUAAUCCAUUUGACUGAUUCAAAAAAGGUUAUAAUAUUGUAGAUUCUAAGUACAUUUUCAGUAAAGCAAGUCCAAGAUGACAGUACAUUUACCUUUUUUCAAUCUCGCAUUUCAAGAAAAAAAAAUGAUAAAAGAACUGUUUUUGGCUACCUCAUUGUGCUGGCAUUAUUUAAUAGCUUUUGAUAUUUCAAAUCACUGUAUUUUAACUUUAAUUCUUUAACUUUCUUGUUUUCUCACAUCAGAGACGCUAUGUACCACCCUACAGACAUAUUCCUUCUCAACGAUUUUGCAAGCAUGCUAAGGUAAGUCAGAGUACUUAUUCCUUACAUCACAGUUACACGUGUAGCUACCAGUGAUAAUUGUUUAGUUGAAAGUUUUGGUUUUGUUGUCAAGAAAAAUAUCCAGUACCUAUUAGGUCAUUGUAAUUUUUUCCUUUCUUUUUGCCAUAGGAGGAUGAUCCAAGCUUACCAGAUGACUAUCAGAUAAUAAAGUGGUGA
Porites lobata is the source of this 5793-nucleotide messenger RNA. The record is from the annotation of a GenBank genome assembly. NCBI's taxonomy places the organism in Eukaryota, Metazoa, Cnidaria, Anthozoa, Scleractinia, Poritidae.